This is a messenger RNA of Coregonus sp. 'balchen', 24556 nucleotides long. The record is from the annotation of a GenBank genome assembly. NCBI's taxonomy places the organism in Eukaryota, Metazoa, Chordata, Actinopteri, Salmoniformes, Salmonidae.
AUGGAGGUGUUUGCCACCGGACCGCUAACGGUAAAAAAUCUUCGGGAAGGAACGGUUUCGUGAAGAAUCAUUGCUUGUUCCAACAACCACAACAGAAGAAGUAUCGGCGCCCGACUGAGAAGGUGAGGCCCACCCGUUAGCUACCGCUACUACCGCUCGAUGGCAAUGUGGAAGAAAAACAUUUGCCUUCAGAUAUUGAGAUAUAUAGCCUGAUAUUUUUCAGAAAAUGAACUGCCUUUUAUUUUCAUUGUGUUUUAAAGUCUCCCUUUGUUUACAAGUAGAUUGAAUAACCACACAGCCCAAACAAGUAUCAAACAGUUUAAUAAUUCGCUACAUUUGUAAUUUUAUAACCCAGUCUUACAAUUGUAUCAUUGUAACAAGAUUGAUAGGGUGGAUGUUUUCUAACUAAAUUAUCAAGCCUCAGAAUGUGUGUGUGUGUGUGUGUGUGUGUGUGUGUGUGUGUGUGUGUGUGUGUGUGUGUGUGUGUGUGUGUGUGUGUGUGUGUGUGUGUGUGUGUGUGUGUGUACUGAAGGAUAGGCUAUGGGUGUUGUCAGCUAUGUUUUCAUUGAAAGUGAGUAGGCAAGUUUACAGUACACAAUCGGCCACAUCCUUGACACAUUUUGACCAUUGGUUUUUAUUUAGUUUUCCCAAAAGCCACUUUUAAAGUAAUAAUUGACAUCAUAAAUUCACUCUUUUAAACUCAAAACACCUAUAAAGGUUUCUGCCACCUGAUAACGUGAUAAUAAUGGUAUGACUGUAGUAGUACAGCACUUAGCAAUAACUACACUGUGUUUUUUCGCUCACUGUGUCAAAGUGUGUGUGUGUGUGUGUGUGUGUGUGUGUGUGUGUGUGUGUGUGUGUGUGUGUGUGAGUGUGUGUGUGUGUGUGAGAGAGAUUGUAGAAGGGCUGGUCUCUGUUUACACUGACACUACUAUGAAUACCAGUCAGAACGGGGAGGCAGAGCUUUCGUUGUGUAACAACUGGAGAGGAGUACUUUGUCUCCCAGAAACACACACACCCCCCCUCCCCGGGCAGCACACGUACAACACAAGCCAGCACCUGGGGAGAAUGGCUGCUAGCUAUGGGAGUGGUCCCUGGCAGGGCAGGGAUGUCUCUGAGGAGAAAGAUAUGGAAGAGGGAGAGAGGAACACGGUGGCAGUUGAGAUACAUUUGCCAUUGAAAUUGUUAGGUUUGUGUCCCAUUCUACAUCCUGAUAUUACCAGGUUCUGACCACUAGAUAGAGCUGUUCCUACUUUUAGGUGAUAUUUGUUAAAGGGAUAGUUCACCCAAAUUACAAAAUGACAUUGGUUUCCUUACCCUGUAAGCAGUUUAUGGACAAAGUAUGACAGCAACCUAUUCUUUGGUUUUGUUUACCUGGCACCUGUUUUAAAAGAUAACUUUUUAGCAUUUGUGGCACAAAUCCAAUGCAAGUCCAUUUCUUUUGACAAUAUCUUUAGAUUCCUCAUGUCUAACUCAUUGUUUAAAAAAAUGUCUGAUUGUAUGUUAGGUACUAUAUUUAUUGAAUAUUAUAUGAAUCCUAUAAAUUAAAAUGGCCAAUUUGGGUGCAGUCAAUUAGCUUAAUUUCUCAGAGACAAAAUAAUGUUGCAGGAACGCUAAUCUUAUCUGUUUCUAACAACAGAAACCAUUUCAGAACAAUCUGAGAUGGUGGGUGUUGAAAUCCUCUUGUGCUUUUCGAGGUGCAACGGCCCACAUACUGUAACUGUCCUGUAGGCUACAUUUCCUGUUUCCACCCCGGGUUCAAAGCAGAGUCUCUUCUCACAUGACAGUUGGUCUUAGGACCGUUGCUAACUCAAAGCUAUAAAUGGUGUUCAAAUAAGAUCUGUCUGUUUUUAGUAGUCUGUGGUAGUGGCUGUAGGGCCUAGGACACUAACUGUAUAUUUCACUUUAAACAUGAAGCAGCUCUGUCUCUGUGCAUUUCAGUUAGCUUAAAGGUCUAGUUGUUAGUAGUCAGACCUGAGGGUGUAUGUGGAGUAAGUCGCUCUGGAUAAGAGCGUCUGCUAAAUGACGUAAAUGGAAAUGAGUAGUAAGAGGGCUAUUUCCUCAUGUUCGUUCCCAAUGGGAGACUGACCCUGGGAGCCAGUUUGACCAGUUCUUAGCUCAGUUGAGCACAUGGCCUGUGCGCGCACACACAUACACCACAAAGGUAUUUCAGAGAGGGGCAUGACUGGGUCACAUGUGGUUGCUAAGCAGCCAGGGGUUUAAUGUGGGAUGAGGCUGACACUUCAGGUCAUUUGAUUUCAGAGUAUAGUUUUCAGGACAACAUGCCACAGUUCAGGUCAGCCUCAAUUGGAGGAUAGCCCUCUGAGCCCAGGGGCUGCGUGAGGUGAUCUGGCUUUUUAGGAGGGGGCAAAACAACCGCGUUCAUUCACUUGUGUUGAAUAUUUUGUUUUAAAUAUAACUUGAAAUGAUAUUGAGUGCUCUGUUUUUGUCCCUCUGUGUUUUUAACAAACGAUCUUUGAAUAAAGAAGAAUAAAGGCCUAUUUUUCCUCAUGUUUACCUCUGAGUUGUAUUAAUGUCCAUAGAAAGGCUUGAUGAGCCUCUUAAAGUGAGUUGUUAGACACUCUUGAUCUAUAAGCCAAGCUAAACACCUUUUCAUGUUCACACUCUCACAAAUCACCACUUACUCAGAGCCUACAGCUCAUGUGUUAUGGCAGACUGUCUGCUUUUUGUCAGAGAGAGACUACUCUUGCUGUGCUGCACAUUGGCUGAAGGUGUUCUGUCUUCUCUCAUAUUAAAACAUGUUUCUGUACUGGUGAUUUAAACAUUAAACAGAUUACAACAAGAAGUUAAUAUUUGACCUAGCAAGCAGAGAAACCCAUGUCUGCUGAACGGGCUAAGGUAGAUUACUCUCGUCUAGACACCUAGGCCUAUGUUGUUUUAUGUAGAUGACAGUUUCACCCUAGAGUCUAGACCUGGCCUAUGUGAUCAAAGGGAUAAUGAAUUCUCUUAAAUGUCACUCGUUAAUGUUUUUCUCACCUUGGCUGUCACCCAUGGGACAGAAGUAACUUCAACUACCAUUAGGGUACGCUUUGCUAAAGCCCCCUAAGGCCUGUGUUCUUACACAGGCUAAGCAACAACUAGGCCUACCCCAAAAACAAUGGUGGUUCCAUGUCACCUUGUUUUGCAUUAACCAAAUUUCAUGCAAAGAUCAACACAAAAUCACUUUGAGUAAGUAACACAACCAUCUUCUGUUUGUCUGUGUAUUUAUUCUUCUCCAGAACAACCAUGUUGUGCGUAACGCCAGCCUGUACAACAAGCCAUUUGUGGAGCAGUUUGAGGAGACUCCUCUGCUGGUGGCAGUCCUCACCUACAUGGGCUACGGCAUCCUCACCAUCUUUGGGUACCUCAGAGACUUCCUCCGGAACUGGGGCAUCGAGAAAUGCCAUGUGGCCAGAGAGAGGGACGAACAGAAGGUAAGAGAUGCAGACAGUAUUUUUUUAUAUAUACUGUUGCAUUUUGGUCAUUUAGCAGACACUCAUAUCCAGAGUGUCUAUACAUUUGUUUGUUCUGUCCAGUUCAUGACAAUUGGAUUUCUAAAGAACAAGGUAUUUGCCACUAACCACUGAUCUGUGAUCAGAUUACCCCACUGGCCCACCCCCAAUCCUAACCUAAUCAUUAAGGGGUUUGAAAAAAGAUCUGACCCUGUAUCAGUGGUUAGGGAUAACUUCUACACACUCCCUUCUCGCCACUCUCACUCUGCUCCCACCCUAACUGUCUUUUACUGGAUUUGUUGUUUUGAUAUAGACCUAACUAUUACAAUUCUAAUAUUUACUCAAGCACUGGGUGAAUAAGGUGCGUCUCCUUGGUGACAAUCAUAUUCGGGUGUGGGAAUAUUAGACGUGUCUUUCAAUUUUAACUUAAUUGUGGUUUCAGAUCUCAGUCGAGAUCAAUUGUCCGCAAUGUUUUGUGUUCUGAUAAGGGCUCUGACUGAUGUCACGCACCCAAGAAGGCUCAACCAAUCACCCGACGGAUAGUAAUGACUUUUCCUCCGGCUAUCCUACAAAAGGAAAUGUUGCUAUGUAACACAGGAAGGUGUGAAAAAGAUAACUCUAUGCAGGUCCACACGAGCUUUGGCAUUUUCUAAACCUGUUCAUGUCACAACCAUUAUGCUCAGUACAGCCAUUAUGUCUAACAAUUACUCAAGGAAGAUUCCACAAUAGCUUAAGCGUCCCCCAAACCUGUUAUUUGUAAACCACAAUGCUCAGUGCAAGCAUAAGCUAUGUCAAAUGAGCUCUCUGAAAGCUUGAAAGAAAGACACACCUGUGUGUUUGCAUUGAUUCAGACCUAGCUAAUCAUUCCAACGUCUGACAAUGAUGUCUCUCUGUCUGUGUUGUAGGACUUUGUUCCGCUGUACCAGGACUUUGAGAACUUCUACACCAGGAAUCUAUACAUGCGUAUCCGUGACAACUGGAACAGGCCUAUCUGCAGUGUCCCUGGAGCCAAGAUGGACCUGGUGGAGAGAGCCUCCAAAGACUACAACUGGACGUUCGAGUGAGUCGCCCACCCUAACAACCCUAACAGGGCUUACUUAUAGUGUGUGGGGGCUGCUGCGAGACAUUUGUUUGGCACUGUAGCCUUGGGCCUAGCCCUAGAAAAUCAUGGGAGUAGCUAGGGAGACAAGAUGUGUGUGUGUGGGUGGAUGGAUGGAUGGAUGGGUUGGUUCAUCUAUCCUUGUGGGGACCUAAAAUCCCCGAAAGUCCCCACAAGGAUAGUAAAACAAGGAAAAUUCUCCCUUUUGGGGACAUUUCCCAUAUCCCCAUGAGGACAAUGGCUAUUUUAAGCUAACAUGCUGACCACACCGCCUGCAUCGCGUGCACGAGCGUUGCAAAAUACAUUUCCACAUACAUGUUAUUCAAUCACACUGCUCGCGUGUCAACGAGUGUCUGCGUAGCAGUUGGUGGUGGUAAUGCACCUUAAACUGCCAUAUAAAGUCCAAAGAAGAAGCCUGAAGGAGGAGAGAUUACUAGAAACAAACUCGGUUGACCCUUUUAUCUGUGGAUUAAUUGUCGGAGUAGAGGUCCUUGUGCAUUUCAGGUAAAAUAACAAGCCAAUGUUUAUAUCCCAGGACAAAUUAGUUAGCAACAGCAAGCUAGCUAGCUAAAUUUAGAUACAUGUUUAAUGCUUUUCGACCUGUCCCCGAUUUAAUAUAGUUGGUUCAGAGUUCAUUUUGAUAUUUCAACCUGCGUGUCCUGAUCGCGUCUGGUGUGGGUGGACAAAAUCAAAAUUCUUACGUGCGGUGUGGUCAGCAUGGUAGGUUUAGGGUUACAAUUAGGAUUACAAUUAGGGGUAGAAUUAGGGUUAGGGUAAGAGUAAGGAGUUAGGGUUAGGGAAAAUAGGAUUUUGAAUGGAAAUACAUUUUAGGUCCUCACGAGGAUAGAAUAACAAAAUGUGUGCUUGUCCUUACCAACCUACGUCAUGGAAGACAUGUCUCUAUCAUACCCCCUCUAUCGCCCUUCAGGUCGUUGCCCUACUUAAAGGACAAAUCCACUCAAAAACGAUAUAUUUUUGUAUUUUUUUCAUUAGUCCAAGUGUCACUGCUUUGCUUCUUGAAAGUCCAAAAUCUUAACUUGACUGCUGGAAUGACAAACAUUUUAGGACUGUAUCAAAAGUGGACUAAUGGAGAAAAAAAAAUAAAAAAUUUUGGGGUGGAGUUUUCCUUUAAGAGAGGGGAGACUGUCAGGGGACAAAUGUGCUGAAUAGAAACCACCAACUGUAUUUAUUACAUGUUAUUGUGUGAUAAUGGUUGACCUCUUUCACUCUUAGCUAGGCCCUAGACGUGGAUGUCGAUUAAGGCAGCCCUCCGCACCUCUCUGAUUGAGGGGUUGGGUUAAAUGUGGAAGACACAUUUCAGUUGAAUGCAUUCAGUUGUACAACUGACUAGGUAUCCUCUUUCCCUUUCCAUAUGUGAUUUAUAAGCUUAUUUUCACAACCAAAUGUAAGUGUUAGGGAACCCAUCACUUCAAGAUGCAGUUAAAAACAAAACCUAUUCAACCAUAUUUUGCCUGUAAGGUAGUUAAUUUAGCUGCCUUGCAAAAAUGAUAAGUACUGUAUAAAAACAAAAAACAAAGGAAAACCCUUGUCUUGUCAGAGUUGGUCAAAGUUGUCUUUGUCUCCCAGACACACAGGCAAGGUGGUGAAAGACGUGAUCAACAUGGGUUCUUAUAACUACCUGGGCUUUGCUGAGAACACUGGGAGGUGUGCUGACAGUGCCACAGGGUCUACACAGAAGUACGGUGUGGGAGUGGGCAGCACCCGCUAUGAGAUGGGUAAGACGUGGUUAUAAUAACCUUCUUGUGGGGAAAAGGGCCAUUGUUUUAAAACACUCAUAUCUGUGGACCUCUGUAGCUCAGGUAUAGCAUGACGUUUGCAAAGCCAGUAUAGUGGGUUCGAUUCCCGGGACCACCCAAAUGUAAAAUCAAUCCCGCAUGACUGUAAGUCGCUUUGGAUAAAAGCGUCUGUUAAAUGGCAUAUGCUAUUUAAAACAAAGCACAGAUCUAAAAUAUGCAGUAGUAGAGACGACCUUGUGAGGACAAACUGCUCCACUCAUUUUGUUGUUGGUCUUGUUUCUCCAUGACCGACUGGCCAGGGGAAAGCUAUGAUCCCUUAUUGAUGUCACUUGUUAAAUCCACUUCAAUCAGUGUAGAUGAAGGGGAUGAGACAAAUAAUCUGAACUAAAAACGGCACACAUAUUUUGUAUUUUCUGUGCAUCCUUGUCAAUCGCUAAUCAAUAUCCAAAACCGGCACACUUUUUUCCCCCUUGAACUUGCACAUCAUCUUCUUUCUUUUGUGGCACCAAUGUGAAGGUUUAUGGCAGGGGAAACAGUGUUGCAGUAGUCUAGUGUGUGUAGUGGGAAUAAUGACAAGUGAACCAGGAAAGCUUUGUGUUCACAUUGCCCUAAAAAGGGAACCGGACUACUGCUUGUGGUAAUGUCAUUUCGCUGAGUCUACCUUUAAAGUAAGGCAUCAUUGUAUUGACAUGUUCUUGUAUCUGCUGUCUCCAGGUAACCUGGACAUCCAUGAGGAGUUGGAGCAGUUGGUUGCUAGGUUCCUGGGGGUGGAGUCAUCCAUGGCGUUUGGGAUGGGCUUCGCUACCAACUCCAUGAACAUUCCUGCUCUUGCUGGAAAGGUAGGAAUGCUGCUGGAAUGCCUCGCUUUAUCUCUCACUCUCUCUGAUCUCUCUUUCUCACUAACCAUGUUUCCAUCCACAGUUGUAAUGCAAGUGAAGUACUACCGUAUAAAAUAAAUCACGACAGCUGUGAUGGAAACUGGAAGUUUCGGUACAAUUGUAUGAAUGCCGACAGAUCAUUUGUCCGUUCGACAUGGUGGGAUCUUUUUAUGUCUGUAAAAUGAAUUAUGCGAGAAAUAGUGGUGGAAGCGCCUUUAUGCUCAAAUAUUUAUUUAAUGACCAUCAAAUUGAAGUAAACUUGGAGACUCGGAAACCAUGCAGUUUAUUAGGCUGCAGAUGAAAUAAGUUAUGAUGAACUUCACAGGGUGGUAAAAGUGCACGGUGCUGUUGGGUACACAGUGUAUUUCCUUUUAGUGGUGAAAACAUGUUUUGUUUUCAUUCACCAGUUGUACAUUGGUCUUAAAUGGUUAACGCCAUUCCAAAACAACCUAGUUUCCUCCAUGUGUUCUCAAAACAUUAAGAUACGGGGUCGUCAAUCGUCAUAACGCCUGACGACGCCAAUCCCCUUGAGGGUAGUAGCAUUGGGCGAGGGUAGUAGGGUUGGGCGACGUUACGAUAGCAUCGUCUAUCAACGAUGAUUGACAGCCAUCGUUGAUGGUGACGACAUUGUGAUGUGACAGACGAUAGUUUAGUUUAUUUGAACUUGAUUGGCGCUGCGCAGUAAAAAACGGAGUCUCGCAGCGCACAGCAGGGCAGCACACGUGACAUCCCUAGUAGUUUGCCUGUUCCUAUUUACUAUAGCCUAUUUCAAUAAAUAUGUGAUAAGGAACGCAAGAGAGAAAUGUAGGCCAGACAGAGCAGAGAAUUUCACCAAAGCGGCGCAGAAUGUCCAUUCCAAAAUAUUUGUUUCUCGCUCUCGGUCAGAUGCAUGGCCAUUAGCCUAAACCUUUUACCUUAACUAUCUUGUGUCUCGCGGUAUAAAAAAAAAAGUAGCCUAUAUUCCCUGCUCUCUCCAUUUGAUAGGCUAUGAAUAUGCAUGGAUUCUUACCAAAUGGCGAAUAACAUAUCUCCUACUAGGCCUAUCAUAAAAGCUUUAAGACAAGUUCAAGUUAUGAACAGUAGCUUAUUUCCCAAAUAUUCUAGGCUAUGUGGGUUUGAUUCCCAAGGGGGGCCAGUAUGAAAAAUAAACUAACUGUAAGUCGCUCUGGAUAAGAGCGUCUGCUAAAUGACUAAAAUGUAAAUGUAAUGAAGGUGUUGUCCUAAAGUUGUUGUGGCUUUAAAAAAUAUCAAGAAUGAAAGUCUAUAGCAUAGGCUAUUCUCAAUCACAGCUUUUAUGAGAGCGAGAACAAACAAUAUUAUUCAUUUUUCUAUUAUUUUAAGAGGCAAAUAAAGCCCACAAUGUAUAACAUAACUCACUACGGGAAGACUGUUCCUCAUCAGACAGUCACUGCUCCAUCAUAUGCGUGCCACACACCUGUUCUGCUAUUCCACCAGAAAGGAAUAUUAGAAAACAUUUGCCAUUGCCUGUACUUAACCCCUUCCCAGGCUUUCAACAACAUUAUCUUUCGUCAUGAUUUGUCCAGUUAAAUUCGAUUUUGCGCUAUAGCCCAACUGUUGUUUUAGCAGAGCUUUUUUGUUUUGUUUGAGUUUUUUAAUGUAUUGGAAUGGCCAAUAGGGGCCAUAGCAUCGUAUAUCAUUAUGUUUUAUGGGUACAUAAUCACGAUGGGACAAAGGUUGACAUCGCCUAACCUGCCCCCCCACCCCCUUCUAGCUCUGACACUACUGAUAGCUACAUUACCCCCCCCCCCCCCCUCCCCCCUUCUAGCUCUGACUCUACUGAUAGCUACGUUAUUGAGGAAAAAAAUACUUUCUAUGCUGUCUUAAGAUGAAUGAACUAACGCUAAGUCGCUCUGGAUAAGAGCGUCUGCUAAAUGACUGAAAUGUAAAAAUGUGUGUGUGUUUUGACAGAAAGUAAAGUAAAACCCUAAAAACAUUCUUUACCCCCAGAAUACUUAAACCGGUGACUAUCGGGAGACUAAAGAAAAAGGAGCACUCUGUUUCUGUGUAAAGCUGAUAGAUUUAUUGGCAUUCACAUAUUUAUUUGUAUUUUUUAUUUUACACUUAUUUUACCAGAUAAGUUGACUCAGAACACAUUUUAUAGCAAAGACUUGGGGAAUAGUUACAGGGGAGAGGAGGGGGUUUGAAUGAGCCAAUUGGAAGCUGGGGAUGAUUAGGUGGCCAUGAUGGUAUGAGGGCCAGAUUGGAAAUUUUGCAAGGACACCGGGAUUUAACACCCCUACUCUUACGAUAACUGCCAUGGGAUCUUUAGUGACCACAGAGAUUCAGGACACCCGUUUAACGUCCCACCUGAAAGACCACACCCUACACAAGGCAAUGUCCCCAAUCACUGCCCUGGGGCAUUGGGAUAUUAUUAUGUAUUUUUUGACCAGAGGAAAGAGUGCAUCCUACUGGCCCUCCAACUUCCAGCAGCAUCUGGUCUCCCAUCCAGGGACGUUGUGCCGUGACAUCGCAUAGUCCAUAUUCUUUGGUGCGGAUAGCUGUUUUGUGUUCAGCUAUUCUUACUUUGAGCAUGUAAAUAGGAUGUUGUACCACAAUUUAUGAAGUAUUUUAUCUUGUGUUCUUUACCCGAGCGUGGGUGAUAGAAUACUUUUGUGUACCCUCUCUGAAACACACAUGGUCGUCCUCGUCAGAGUAAGAACACACAUUUCCUGGUCCUGACAGACAUCAGAACCACUGUGGUUAGAGAGGAGGUAAAGGUCCAGUCACAUGUACCUGAUGGAUCAUGAGUUCUUAAACCCAGUCGGGUCUCUCAUUUUUCUCCUUUCCUCACUUCUUCUCGUAAAUUGCGUCAUUUGCAUAAUGAGCUCAUUCUGCUCAAUCAUUCAUUCACUAGAUUAUUCAAUUGUGUAACUUGUCCUGCGGUAACUAUGCAACGGUGUGUGGUGUCAUGUGUCGUCGCGUGAUGGCCGACGUGUCAUUGACUGUGAGACUGUCUUUAAUGCCCUCCCAUUCAGGGAAACUAUCCUGUAUACCACUUUAGUGCUUCAGUGUAUUGUAUUGCUAUGUAAAUAAAAUGUAUGAAUAUAUGUAAUUCUAGGGCUGUUUUGAUGUAAUAUAUUGUAUGAAAGACUUGAUAUAAAUAAAGUUCUUGUAAUUUCCAGGGCUGUUUGAUUCUGAGUGAUGAGUUGAACCAUGCCUCUCUGGUGCUGGGGGCUCGACUCUCUGGCGCCACCAUCCGCGUCUUCAAACACAACAGUGAGUACACUAACACUAGUCCCACUCAACUACCCCAAGGCCACUACACACUGGGAAACUAUACAAUAAGAAUUACAGAAAGGCUCUGCUUUGGUAUCUGUUUACCUAGCACACAGUAGUGGGUGUGCCCAUUGGCAACACCCGUCACACACACCUUUACCACUACACAAUCUACUGUUCCUCCCUUUGUAAUCAGUUAGGUGUGUCACGUAACACAACCAUUACCGAUAGUCUGCUCCUUUCAUGCCAAUGUUUUGGUUUAGACUGCUCUAAGACUGGGUGCCAGUCAGUGUUAGACAGCUUGUUGUUGUCUUAUCAAGGCUACAAUUUAGCAUUGUUGAAUGUUGAAACAUUCAGGGACUCUGGCUGCAUUAUUCAUACCCGGUCUAUGUCCUAGUCUUCUCUAACACCGUUCUGUCGGUCUCUCCUCUCCAGAUAUGGUGAGUCUAGAGAAGCUGUUGAGAGAUGCCAUCGUUCACGGCCUGCCCAGAACACACAGGCCCUGGAAGAAGAUACUCAUUCUGGUCGAGGGAAUCUACAGGUAGUCUACCUUUUUAGAAAGACUCAAACAAAUUCUAACCCUUUGAACUCUGUCAUAUGUAGGGCCAGAUGGAUUCUGUGGAGGCAUGUUAUAUAAAAGAAAUCGGGUGAAAUGAAUCAAGCCAAACCGAUUAUGCGAAUACGCUCUUUCUAGCACCCAGAAUUGAUUGAUGUAGAGUGAAUCAUACUGCAGUGCAUUCAGAUAUAAAAUGUGUGUGGCUUGAGUUCUUAAGGUACUUACCAUUAAAAGUCAAAUCAACCCAUCCAUAAUUAUCAAUAUGGUUGUUAGUAAACCUGCCUCUCUAAUCAAUAUAAUUCACUAAUGUGUAGUUAAAAUGGUCUGACACACCCUUAGGGAACUAAAGAGAAACGGUCAUUGUCUUUCCACUGCAAACAAUGAUCAAGGAGCUGCCAAUAAGAUGCACUCAGUAGCCAAUUUAUUUGGUACACCACUCCGUUCCUACAGACAAUGAGUCACGUGGCUGUGCCUUGCUAUAUAAAGCAGGCAGACAGGCAUCGAGGCAUUCAGUUACUGUUCGAUUGAACGUUAGAACGAGUGACCUAAGUGACUUUGAGCGUGGUAUGAUCGUCGGUGCCAGGCGCGCCGGUUCCAGUAUCUCAGAAACGGCCGGCCUCCUAGGCUUUUUCACCCACGACAUUGUCUAGGGUUUACCGAGAAUUGUGUGAGCGGCAGUCCUGUGGGUGAAAACAGCUCGUUGAUGAGAGGUCGAAUCAGAAUGGCAAGAAUCGUGCAAGCUAACAGGCCGGCCACAAACAGGCAAAUAACGGCACAGUACAACCGUGGUCUGUAAAACGGCAUCUCAGAACGUACAACUCAUCGGUCUUUGUCACGGAUGGGCUAUUGCAGCAGACAACCACACCAGGUUCCACUCCUGUCAGCUAAAAACAAAAAGAAGCGGCUCCUGUGAGCACGCGAUCACCAACACUGGACAAUUGAGGAGUGGAAAAACAUUUCCUGGUCCAACAAAUCCCAGUUCCUGUUGCGUCAUGCUGAUGGCAGAGUCAAAAUUUGGCGUAAGCAGCAUGAGUCCAUGACCCCAUCCUUCCUAGUGUCAACGGUACAGCCUGGUAGCGGUGGUGUAAUGGUGUGGGGAAUGUUUUCCUGGAGCACGUUAGGUCCCUUAAUACCAAUUGAGCAACAUUUCCAUGCCCCAAAUAACUCAGGCUGUUCUGGAGGCAAAGGGGGGUCCGACCCAGUACUAAUUAACUGGCCACUGAGUGUACAGUACAUUGUUUAGAGAUUUAUACCUAGGGUGAACUAAUCACCUGUCUUUGUAGGUAAAGUAACAUAAGGUGAAAAGUACAGAAACUGAUCCAUCAUUUUAGUGUGUGUCUCUCUCUCCUCCCUCCACCUCACCAUUCUCCUCUUCCCCAGUAUGGAGGGCUCUAUAGUGUGUCUGCCUGAGGUGAUAGCCCUGAAGAAGCGUUAUAAGGCCUAUCUGUACCUGGAUGAGGCCCACAGCGUCGGAGCUCUCGGACCACGCGGUGGAGGGGUGGUGGACUACUUUGGUCUGGACCCCAAAGACGUGGACAUCAUGAUGGGAACGUUCACUAAGAGCUUUGGUGCUGCUGGUGGAUACAUCGGAGGGAAGAGGGUGAGAUGGCUGUCUGCUCUAAAGCAACCUUGAUUUCCUGCUUUCUUCACACAUACCCAUUCCAGUAACCGAGUGAAUACGAGAUGGAGAAGUAUGGCAACGUGUGACUCUCUCCAAAGGAUCACGGGUUAGGAGAAAUGUUCUUGGCAGGGUGCCAAGGUGCCCAAAGCUAUGUUCAGGGCAGUAAAUGUGCUAAAACAUUCCAUUACAACAAAGCUAGGUGUGUAUAGAUAACAGGCACUGACAUGGGACAACCAUAUUUAUAGUGACUGGAAGCCUUUAUGAUUUCUGGGAUGGUUUCUGAUACAGUUUACUGGGACAGUUUAGGUGUGGUGGUUUAGUCAUCAACAAGACAAACUGGUUUUACCAUUGCCCCAUGAUGUGGGAAAUUCUCUAAGGGCUGAAUCCUACCUUGAGAUCUGUUAGAGUAACUCAGAUUGUCACAUAAAUCAUGCUUUCACAUCAAUAGGAGACUUGUACGGAAAUUUGAGAUGUGCACCAUCUCAAGUUCGACUUUAUGUAGUAUUAUCGUAACUAUAAAACCCAUUCAUAAAGACAAUGGUGUUUUGUUUCUCUCCCCCAUAGGAGUUGAUAGACUACCUGCGGUCCCACUCCCACAGUUCUAUCUACGCCACGUCCAUGUCCCCUCCCGUGUCACAACAGAUCAUCACUUCUAUGAAGAUCAUCAUGGGAGAGGACAACACCACUCUGGGUGAGUUUACACAGCAAGCCUCCACUUCAGCUGGGACCACACUGUGUUGUUGAAUGAGAACUAGUUAGUAUCUGGUAAGUAGUUAUUUUCAUCCCUGGUCCUGGAGAGCUACAAGGUGUUAUAAACUGGGUAGGUCGAGUCCUGAAUGCUGAUUGGCUGACAGCCGUGGUUUAUCAGACCGUAUACCACGGGUAUGACAAAACACAUAUUUUUAUUAUAGGCUUGUGUUCUUGCCUGGCACUGAAAAACAUGAUUCAAUCAUCAAUAUUUAAUCAUCAAGAGCUUGAUUUGUUGAAUCUAGGCCAAGGGGUUGAUGACUGCUGGACAGUACAAAAGGUAUUUUCCUUGCAUUAGGCAGUACCUGUCACCACACUUUGUCAUUACCAUCAGUAGCCACAAGAUGGCUGUAUAGACCUGGAAAGCUAAGGAGCUGUUUUGCCAGCUGUUGAGUUGACAUAAACCCUGCUGCUUGGUUAAUCUUGUCAUGUGAAUUCAUUGCCCUCUCCAACAGAUGACAGCUCAGAGGUGGGAGCUUAAUGUCAUGUAGGGUUUGUAUAGAUUUUCCUAACCAGCUUUGAACUGGUCUGAUCUGUACUUUGACUCAGGGAGUGGCAGGGUAUAGUACCUUGGCAAUCACUCACCCACAGCCAAGUGAUAAAGGCUAUAUAAUACAUUUCUAACUGGCUAACAGAGAAAGGUAAACAAAGGAGAGUCUGGAUAAUAAGAAUUCUAGAAUACUAGAAUGGCACAUAUAGUUGCCAUUGCACUAUUCCCCUUUUUACUCCCCCGACAGACGCACACAGACAACCACACAGCCUUAUUGGUGACUAAAGGUAAAGUGGCCGAUGUUGAAAGAGUCCAUUUCCUGUUCAAUAACAGUAAUUUCCUUUUCCUGUUUCUGCUUCUUAUGUUUCAUUCACUGGGCUUCUGAUGGGUUAAAGUGGAACUGACAGCGUUUUAACUACUUUGCAUAUAUGAAAUAAACAGAGAAUCAUAAUAUGAAUUUAUGUAUUUCAGUCCUUGACUAAUAAUGUUCUGUACUAUGUAUUGUUUCAUGUGGACCCCAGGAAGAGUAGCUGAUGCUUUUGCAGCGGCUAAUAGGGAUCUUAAUAAAUACAGUCAAAAAUAUCAAAUUCCCAGUUUAUGCUUCAAAACCCACUUUAUAAGAGGUUUUAAAAAUAGGUUCUAUUUGACUCAACAUUCCAUGACGUACAGUAAGGCAUUGUUGGCAGAAUAGAUGGAUGCAGUUCAAUGCAUGAUUUAAUAUAAUUAACCAAUACAUUUCUUGGUAGUCCACAAAAUAUUGCUGUCAGGUUGUAAAUCACAGCUGGCCUGGUACAUUGUUUGCUGCCGCCACCCACUCGGGAUUCACUGUUUGUUUCAAUGACUUAAUAUUUUGAAAAAAAAUGGACGACUGUAACUACAUUUACAUUUACAUUUUAGUCAUUUAGCAGACGCUCUUAACCAGAGCGACUUACAGGAGCAACUAAGGCUGGGAAUGUCAAUAGAAUCAAACUAGCAAGGGCAAUGGUCACAAGUCAGUCAUAAUGUGGCUAAUAGGGUAGCGCACGUGUCAAACACAAGGCCCGCAGGCCGAAUAGCACACAAGCGAGUAGAAAUGAGUCAAUAGUUGAGUCAUCUACUUUUCGCAUUGGUGAAUUCAACUUCAAUUUCGCUGCUUUUGUUUGUCCCAUUUCCAGCGCGCAGCGGAGGGAAAGGGUACAGACACAGGCCACAGUCCUAGUUAGGCUACUAAAAUAUUGCUGUCUGGCUUCGGUUUUAAAAGCUUGCAAUGAAUAACCAAAAAACAAAACCUGCAACAAAACACCAUGCAAAGUGAAACAUGUAGGCCUAUGAACCCUGGUCAUCCCUACUGCCUCUGAUCUCACUAAACACAUGCUUUGUUUGUAAAUUAUGUCUGACUGUUGGAUUUAUUUUAUUUUAUUUUUGUUAUCUGGUUUGCUUAAUAUAAGGAAUUUGAAAUGAUUUAUACUUGUACUUUUACUUUUGAUACUUCAGUAUAUUUUAGCAAUUACAUUUACUUUUGAUACUUAAGUAUAUUUAAAACCAAAUACCUUUUGACUUUUACUCAAGUAGGAUUUUACUGGGUGACUUUUACUUGAGUCAUUUUGUAUUAAGAUAUCUUUACUUUUAUUCAAGUAUGACAAUUGGAUACUUUUUCCACCACUGAAUAAUAGUGUAUUUUUUUAAUUCUCUAAACGUUCUUUAAUCCCUUACACUCGUGGGAAUUGGCCUAUACGGAUAGAGCUAUAUUUGUAUGUUUCUUACAGAAGAAAUAUGGAAAGCAUAUGCAUAACCAUGGUAGCAAUUAAAAGGGAACAGUUUGGAGAUCUUGGGAAAAUUAUUAUAAUAAUAAUAUGCCAUUUAGCAGACGCUUUAAUCCAAAGCGAUUUACAGUCAUGUGUGCAUACAUUUUUACGUAUGGGUGGUCCCGGGGAUCGAACCCACUACCCUGGUGUUACAAGCACCAUUCUCUACCAAUUGAGCUACAGAGGACACAACUAAACUAAAGGUGAGGACACAACAGUUCACCUGACACAAGACUGAAUCCAAACAUUACACUAUUGAUUUUAUAUGCAUUUUGCAUUUAAAUCAAAUCAAAUAUGCCACAUUUGAUAACGAAAUCUGAAAAUACUGAAGAUGCAUUCAGUAACAUGAUACGAAUAUUCUUGGAGAACACAAGGCAAAAGAAAUAACAAGGGUUUGAGUGAGAGGUCUAACUGGUGUUUCCAAGUGGCCACACACCUCCAAAGUGUGCACAGUUCCUAAGUAAUUUCAAUGCACUUUUAUGACUCAAAGAAGAGUUUUUAACAAUAAGGUGUUUUUUUUUUUUUUACCUCUCCUAGCUGUGCCGUUGAGGAACUAGAGCAAGCACACUUGUAGUUUUGUUUGGAACACAGCCCUGCAUCCCCGCCUUUACACAAUUACUGUUGUUUUUUACGCAAUCCAAGAACGGUCCAUUAUAAUUUGCAGUCUGGGUAUAAUCUGAAAGCUUGUUUACAUUUUAGUUAUUUAGCAGACGCUCUUAUCCAGAGCGACUUACAUUAUACAUAAUUGUUUUAUUUUUCAUACUGGUCCCCCCGUGGGAAUCAAACCCACAACCCUGGCGUUGCAAACGCCAUGCUCUACCAUCUGAGCUACAUCCCUGCCGGCCAUUCCCUCCCCUACCCUGGACGACGCUUGGCCAAUUGUGCGCCGCCUCAUGGGUCUCCCGGUCACGGCCGGCUACGACAGAGCCUGGAUUCGAACCAGGAUCUCUAGUGGCACAGCUAGCACUGCGAUGCAGUGCCUUAGACCACUGCGCCACUCUAUUGCCAACAUGACUAGCUACAUUGUAUUUGAAAAUCUUAGUGUUAGGCUUUCACAAGGCAAUUCAGAGAAGUAAAUUGUAUACUGAACAAAAAUAUAUACACAACAUGCAACUAUUUCAAAGAUUUUACUGAGUUACAGUUCAGGAACUCAGUCAAUUGUAAUAAAUUCAUUAGGCCCUAAUCUAUGUAUUUUACAUGACUGGGCAAGGGUGCAGCCAUGUGUGGGCCAGGGAGUGCAUAGGCUCACCCACUUGGGAGCCAGGCCCACCCACUCAAAAUGAGUUUUUCCCCACAAAAGAGCUUUAUUACAGACAUAAAUACUACUCAGCUCCCCCUCAGAAGAUCCCACAGGUGAAGAAGCCGGAUGUGGAGGUCCUGGGCUGGCAUGGUUACAUGUGGUCUGUGGUUGUGAGGCUGGUUGGACGUACUGCCAAAUUCUCUACAACGACGUUGGAUGCGGCUUAUAGUAGAAAAAUGAAUACUAAAUUCUCUGGCAAAACAGCUCUGGUGGACAUUCCUGCAGUCAACAUGCCAAUUGCACGCUCCUCAAAUUGACAUCUGUGGUAUUGUGUUAUUUGACAAAACUGCACAUUUUAGGGUGGCCUUUUAUUGUCCCCAGCGCAAGGUGCACCUGUGUAAUGAUCAUGCCGUUUAAUCAGCUUCUUGAUAUGCCACACCUGUCAGGUGGAUAGAUUAUCUUGGCAAAGGAGAAAUGCUCACUAACAGGGAUGUAAACAGAUUUGUGCUCCAAAUUUGAGAUAAAUAAGCUUUAUGUGCAUAUUAAACAUUUCUGUGAUCUUUUAUUUCAGCUCAUGAAACAUGGGACCAACACUUUACAUGUUGCGUUUAUAAUUUUGUUCAGUAUAAUUUUGGUGUGCAUAGAAUAGAGGCAUGAGUGCAUUCAGAUGUGUGUUCCGCUGCAAAUUUUCUUCACAAUACAAUAAACAGAUGAAUUCUGUUCAGGACAACUGUCAACACAACCCAGGGUAUAAUGCCAUGUCAUCUUGUAACUGGACAUCAAACAUAGUGAUCAUAAACUUUGACACUGUAUAUGAUAUGAGUUUUAUGAUAUGGAAAUGUGAAGUGCACAUUUGGACUCAUGGGUCUUUGGCUUGCUUGUAUGACAUCCAAGCAGUAUUUAUUAUAAUCCUCAACAGCUCAUCUUUCAAAAUGCUGUACAUAGAGUCCUCUUAAUUUACAGAAUUACCCUCAAUCAGACAACAAAACAUUAGCAAAAGUUGCCCUAUUAGGGGUAGGGAUGAGGGCAACGUCUUGUCGCGUGCUGGGCUCAAGUUCAGAAUGUCUGUCAGUCAAAACCCAUACAGCGCUGUGAAGCGGAGACCCUGAGAUCUGACGUCAUGUAUAGCAUGUUACUGUGCAGCCACUGCGUUCCAAUUUAGGCGCUUAUCAGUGCCCAAAUCUGUCAUUUUCAACCCGUAUACAGGUACCAGUGUAAAGGGCUACGACCACCAACUAUCACUCAAAAACUAAAGGCAAUGCAUGUUAAAUGGUGUGGAAUUGAGGAGAUCAACUGUGUUGACAGUCACUCCUACACACACAGCGGAGCAUAUCCCCCUCUCAGUAGCACCAGGCUGGGUUAAAACCUCCAGACAGUCUCCUGCAUCCCUCAGAGGGCUCUGGGUGAUUGAAGCCUGUGAAGUGGUAGCAUGGACUUUCUCCACAUAGGGAUUUUAUAGCUUUCAGAUGUCUGUGUGUGUUGGAGAUCCAUAGUGUCUGUGCAGAAGUGUGUCUCUUUGGUGCACAUUCUAGCUGGGUGCAAAGCGGCCUGCCACUGGGGGUUAGAGUUCUAGGUGGCUCCCCUGACCUUCAGGGCUUCAGAGAACGAGCUGUGGUAAAACAUGUUUUCAUCCCCCAAUGGGUAAUGUUGGGUUGGGCUAUAGAGUAAUCUGAUCCUAGAUCUGUGGUUAAGCGCAACUUCUACCUUGGUGGGAGACGGAAGGAACCGUCCUGUUAGAGUAAUGACCCUGGAGUGAUCCGGACCCUCGCUGGGCUAUUUACAUUUACGUCAUUUAGCAGACGCUCUUAUCCAGAGCAACUUACAGGAGCAAUUAGGGUUAAGUGCCUUGCUCAAGGGGACAUCGGCAGAUUUUUCACCUAGUCGGCUCAGGGAUUAGAACCAGCGACCUUUCGGUUACUGGCACAACGCUCUUAACCACUAAGCUACCUGCCGCCUGCUAUGUGUGCGUGAAUCUAUCUCACCCGGUAUCAGUGGAUAGGGACAAGUCCCUCCCAGGUGGGCCACAGUACAGCAAUGUUGUAUUCAUUAGGGCAUGCAAUGGUAAAUGUUUUGCAAUGGAAAAUGUAUGUUUCUUAUUGGAUCAUGUCCAAGUAGGCCCUCAGUUUGUUCAUUAACUUCUGUUUGGUCCUCAAUUAAUAUGAGCCUGAUCUAGCAGCUAUGUUCAAGCCAUCACAAUGCUCCGGACCAUUCUCUGACAAACACAUGGAAAUGGCUGAUCUCACGGUCUUGUCUAAAUCACUUGACAGUUUUCUCAGGAAAGAGUAACAUUGGCAGUUCGCUGGUUCCCAGCUCCAUGUGGGUUUGAGAUUCAAGCCUUUGAAGUGUAGUCACUGCCAUAGCUGCAUAACUAGUAGUGGCAUCGAGGCUGCUAACGUUUUGGCUAUUGUGUCAUGUGCCAGAAUGACUGACUGGGGUUCGAAGCUUGGUGAGUUAAUGAGUCUGGAGUGUCUCAGGCAAGGUUACUCUUCGUAUGAGUGUGGUUCAGUGAACCACCUCCAUUACACAAUCAGAAUGAAUUUCUCUAGUUUGAAGCUCAAAUCAAAUAUGUGGAUGAGACGGGGGACAGACGGGACAUUCCUACCAGGGAGCCCCUCCAAUAUGAAAGGAAUGUCAAACAAGUGGAAAGCAAUUCCUUCUCCUGAAAACAUCAGCCUAUACGUUUAUCAUUCUACAGUUCUCUCAGAAUGGCUUUGAAUUCCAUGCCAGGGCCCAGGGGGGAAAAACUGUCUGUGUGAAAGGAAUUUAAUUUCAGACUUGUUGAGUUUGGAAUGCUUUACGUUUGCAGCUCUGUGUUUCAAAAUGAAAUGGCAGAUGCUGUUUUUUGGGUUUGAGCACCUAGAUGUAUCCAUUCCUUCCAGUCAACAAGGAAGUUAGGCCAAAGGCCUAAGGUAGUGGGCUGAAAUAGUGUGUAAGUGCAGCAGUCCUUUUAAUUGUUGUGGUUUACCUGUUAAUGUUUUGACUGGUUAAUGGUUGUAAUCACUAAUGGUUUAACAGGUUAAUAGAUUAAUUAGCUAAUUGUUUAAUUGGUUGUUCAUGUUUCCAGGGGCGGAGCGUCUGAGGCAGUUGUCAGAAAAUACCACAUACUUCAGAAGGAAACUCAGAGAGAUGGGAUUCAUCAUCUACGGAAACGAUGACUCUCCUGUCGUACCCAUGAUGCUCUACAUGCCAGCCAAAAUAGGGUAGGUCUGGUAACCGCAAGUUCGUGAUGUUUACAAAAACACAAACCUCAACUAAGAUGGAGUAGGUUUGAUCAGUCAGCCAAGUCACACAUCUUGGUCAACUAACACAGUUUUAGAGUAAAUACCACAGUGAACAUGAUCAGAUUGUUUCUGUUAUAUUCACACGAUCAACAUGACAUUGCUCAGUCAGCCAGCCAUAGAAUAAGCAGAUUGUUCACACAUUGGUCACAUGGUCUAUAAUCCUGAUCUCUGAUUGGUUCUCUCUCAGGGCGUUUGGCAGGGAGAUGCUAAAGAGGAACAUUGGGACGGUGGUGGUUGGCUUCCCGGCCACACCCAUCAUCGAGUCCAGGGCCAGGUUCUGUGUGUCUGCCGCACACACCAGGGACAUGCUGGACACUGUGAGUCACCUAUCAGAGAUGCACACACACACACACACACACACACAAACACACAAGACAUGCUUGAUACAGUGAGUCAAGUAAUCACAGACCAGAGUCAAAGGACUCCUCCCUCUCUCCAUGGCGCCAUCUCUAUCUGCCUCUCGCUGGUACUUUUUCAAAAGUGUAGCAUUCUUUUAACAGUCUGUCUCACUCAAUAGGAUUUGUGUUCAGCACUAUUCAGCACAACUCUCUUUUAUCUUAGUAUAGGAUGAAAGGAGGAGGAAGGAGACUAGGUGAGGACGCUGCAUUUGAGUAUUGAGAAGUACCCCAAGUUUCUAUGUGGUCCUAGAAUUGGGUCCAGUCCAAUUGAUGGGAAUGGUUAUGGUUAGUUACAAUAAUUGGUCAAUUGUUAGAAUGUAUGGUGAAGACUUUAUUUUUCCCUUGAGACAUCACCAUCGUCCUUUGAUAGUUGAUGGAAUCCCUCCACAUCUCUUCCUCAAAGUAGUUACAUUGACUGACUGACUGUCUCCCAGCAGUGAGUCAGUCAAGCCUGGCUUUAACUGUCAGGGUUGAUGUGCUGCAGGUGUGGAGGACAGGAAAUGCAUUUCAAAAUGUGCUUUAUUCGAGGGGGGUGAGAGAACACCUGUGUUCAGCAAGUGUUUGUUUUCUUUCAAAUGCUUAAGCCUUGCCCGCCUGGCGCAACGGAACCAACAAAAUCAUCCCAUAAGUGCCAACCCCACCCAUCUGGCAGGCUCAAUCAUGCGUUCAAAGUAUUUGGAAGAACACAAAUACUAUUUGAACCCUGGUGUGGGAGUGACUUGGAAGAAAGACAGCACAGUGCCAUAACUGUGGUGGCGCAGCGAGCUCAGACUUAGUUUUAUUUUGGCAUGCGUGUUGUCUGUCCAAGGACAGUCCAUUUAUCUUUUUGAAGAGUGUGUCAACACCGUUUUUAAUAGUCCAUUUAAAGCACAUCAGGUUCACUUUGUUAAAAUGCAUGAAGCCACUUUUUCUUCUUUGGAAAACUCGUCUCUCUCUUUACUCAAAGUUCAGAGAAGGUGUGGGGAAAAAAAGAGAAAAUCAAGGAAAGUAAAUUGUUUCCAGGUGUGUUGCGGACCGAUGGUAUCGCAACACAGAAAGUCUCCUGUGGAAAGUGUUAUAGGCCUAGUUUUUCUGCUCAGUUGUGUUCUAGUUUUACGCAAGUAGACCCUAUUUUUCUUCACUAACAAUUUGGUCAGGUGAAUUUCACGGUUCAGCAACCCUCACAAUGGUGUAAGAAGCCCACCUCUCCCCCUUCAAUCUCUAGGAUCAGCAGGAAUUACUCAUGGUUCUAAUGCUCACAAUAUGCUGCUGUUGUGUAUGUACUCAACUCUCCCCUCGUUCCUCAGUAAAGAAUCCCACUUCUGACACCAAAUGUAGUAAACAUAAUGUCUUCUGUUGUUGUUAUAUCCUCUCCUCUCCUCCCCCAGGCAUUGGAGGCCAUCAGUGAGGUUGGGGAUGUGUUGCAGCUGAAGUACUCCAGACACCAGAGACAUCAUGAUUUCCCCUCCUCCCUGGGUCCAUAGUCCUCUGAGGAGAGUCUGCUCCUGGAGCCCAGCCACGUCAAGCCUUCUUGUCAUAUAACUAACUGAACCAGCUACACCAGGGAUACUUACACGUUUGUUUGUUUUUGCACUUACCUGGUGCACCGGCUCUAAAUCAGUCCCUGACUAAAGAAUGAAAAUUAGAAGUGGAACUCAGUGAAUUUGAGGAUGUCUGACCUACACUACAGUGGGGCAUGGAUAGAAAGUAACCAAGGUCUUAUCAUCUGUUUUCGUUUCGAUAGUGUGUUAGCCCCUAUGGUUGUCUUACUGUAUCUUCAUUUUUUUGUGUUGGACCUAAAUGUUGAAUCUUAUUUCUGUGUGCACACUGCAUAAUGGGGGCUUCUAGUGCAAUAAUAACAAGAUGGGAGGAAGAAAUCAAUAGAACUAGACAUGGAUUUACGUUGCCAUUAAAAUAUACAAUUUGUUUGGUUAUACCAAUGGAGAUAAUGGAUCAGAGAAAUUGAAUCCCUAGAACAGGGAUCUACAUUUGUUCUAUGGAUUCUGUUUCUAUGGGUUGGAUAAUAGCAGAAGUUUUAAUGCAAGAAAGACGUAAAUAGAUAAUAUAUAUCAUUCAUGACUUUAGUAGAGCACUGGCUAUAUGGUUAAUAUACCCAUAUAUAGGCUUCAUAUCAAAUGAGGUACAUCAUCAAGUGUAGCUUAUUUUAUAUUGAAGUUUCCACUCUAAUCAGUGUGUUAUACUUUAAUAUUGUCACUGGGUUCUUUCCCUAACCAAUGUUUAUAUUAUCUGCUUUUACACAGUAAAUGAACAGGUAAAAUCUCAACGUCUUUGACCUAUUAUCAUAGCUAGUCACCAAAGGAAGUGAUACUUUCCAUGAGAACUUCUAUCUCUCUCUCGUAAGCUACAUAUUACACCUGUUCAGAAAAGAUAAGUUUAGAUAAAUAGAAGAAUAUGGUAAGAACCCUUUUGAAGAGCUGACAUUAAUAUUAGUUAUAUAUUGCAGCUUAUUUUCUAUCAUUCUUUAAUAUUUAGUGUUGUUUAUGCCUGCACUCGAUUAACUUGAGCCCAAAUGUCUUUAAACAUUUCUAUACGCUCUAGAGUAUUUAACAUAUCUAUCGCUGAAUAAGUCUUUCAUAUUUCUAUAGCUUGAUAAGAGCCAUGUCGUGUGAAGUGUCUCUCUUAGGGUCGGAUUCCCGGACACAGAUUUAGGCUAGUCCUGGACUGAAAAACGAUUUCAAUGUAGAUUCUUGGCUUAAUCUGUGUCCGGGAAACUGACCCUUACUGAAGAGCGACGUGAUAUGAGUCUCUAACUGUAUAUCUUCUAAGUGCUUAUUAUAUUAAUAACCAGUGUUGUCGUCUUACUCUGGCCAUAAUGUGACCUACCUGUUUAUCUGUAUGUAUGAAGAUGCUGCAUCCUAACCAUGCUUCUCUGAUGUACAGAUAUGUCCUUAUUUGGUAACACUUCCUAUUGAUACCCUCUUCACAGUGCAAAAUAAGUGCAUUUAUAGUGCCUUAUGAGCUAUAUAUAAUGCACAACAUAGUUUUAAUACAGGAAGUGUUACGCCUUUAUUUAUUACAAAUGUCUUAUAGUUUUUCAAUUUGCUCUAUUUUGUGGUAGAGGUUUCUAAUAUAAUAUAUCUGUGGCAGCUCUAAUUAUGUUCUACACUCUUCGGGGAGGGGUAUGGGUUACCUAGAACCGUUAAAGGUUAUUUGGUAGUCUCUGUGUAAUCCUUUUUUGGUUCCAGGUAGAACCCAUUUUGGUUCCAGGUAGCCCAUUUCACCAAAAUAUUAUUUUGAGGGUUCUUUGUUGGGUGAAAGAGUUCUGCCUGGAAGCAAAACGGUUCUCCUACAGGGACAGCAGAAUAACCCUUUAGGAACACUUUUGAUGGAAUAUGUGUGUCUUAAUAACAAACAGACCACAUCUUCAGUGCUAGUACUACUGACAGGCAUUGGAAAUGCACAGAUGAUGUAGCCUCACUGAAAUGACAGGCUGGCUAACUAACGCUUGGUUAAAAGGAAGCAUAUUUUGCCGCCGACUGUCUCUCACAAUUAUUCUUCUUAUCUAAUAUAAUAUUCCAGAAUUGGCUGAUUUGUUUUGGCUUCUAUAUUUGUUUUGAUUUUAGUUUGUUUUGUUUAAAUGUUAUGUUUGACUUUCCAUGGCUCAGUUUAUGGGUCAGUUCAAGUAUAAUAUUGUCAUUUGUCAAAUAUCCAGUUUGUAGUGUGAGUGUACAUUUGCAUUGGAAGUAGAAAUGUGUGGAAGAGAGCUGCAGUUAGCACUGUGAUCGUUAGACCACUACAAACUCCUUAUUAAACUAUGGCUGACAUUUAAAGUGUCUAUAAUUUGUCCAGACGUAAAAUGUUAAACUUGCUAUUUUUAUAUUGUAUUUCAUUAAAGCUGGGUGGGCCCAUGUAGAGUCUGUCUUCAUCCCAAAUGGCAUCUUAUUCCCUAUAGUGCACUACACUUGACCAGAGCCCAAGUCAAAAUGGUGCACUAUAUAGGGAAUAGGGCGCUAUUUGGGAUCACCCUCUGUAUCCUGUUCCGAUCUCCUUUCUAUUGAGGCAUGAUGUGAUUGCUG